Molecule: messenger RNA, 1935 nt
Organism: Lachancea mirantina
Lineage: Eukaryota; Fungi; Ascomycota; Saccharomycetes; Saccharomycetales; Saccharomycetaceae
Source: the annotation of a GenBank genome assembly
AUGAGCACCGAUCCAGUACCCAUGGAGGUGUCACUGACUGUCGGUAAGCUCGACGCGUCACUUGCGCUUUUAACCACGAAAGAUCACCAUGUAAUUGAGUUCCCUACAAUGCUUUUACCUGAUAAUGUAAAAGCUGGGUCAAUAGUCAAAAUUCAGGUGUCUGAAGAUGCUGAGAAGGAAUUACAAGAGUUUCAAGAGUUUCAAAACCUUCAAUCUGAGAUUAUGGAAAAAUAUGGCACACAUACACCCUCAAAACCGGAAGUUGAAGUGAUAAAUGUGACGCAAACCAGUUGCGUGCUAGGCUGGAAAGAACUGGAUUUAGGAUCAGCGCAUUUGAAAUCGCUAAUUUUGUAUAAAGACGGUGCACGUUCAUUGCUGAUCCCAAAUCCAUUGAAGACCACGUCUACCAAAAUAUCAGGGCUUUCGGUGGAUAGCAAGUACACGUUUCAACUCAAACUUUGUACCACAUCAGGCAACUAUCUAUCCGAAGAAAUUACUGUACAGACCCACAAGAUGACAGAUUUGUCUGGAAUAACGCCAUGUCUUGGAACUCUCGAAAGUAUGCGUGGGGUGACGGUUAAUGGGAUUGAAACGAGUCUUGCAAAAAUUGGCGCCAAACCCUUGCAAACUAAGGUCAGUAUCGACACUACCCAUUUUAUCACAAACGAUCCCGACAGCGAAGAUGCCGAAUUCAAAAAGGCUCAGCAAAGUAAUAUCCCCAUUGUCGUGCCCGAAUGGAUCAGGGCUUGUGAACUUGAGGGUAGAAUUGUCGGCGUUCGCGGUUUCUAUCUGGAUGCCGACAAGUCUAAUCUCGAGAGUUAUAGAUUCCCAAAAGCUAAUGAUAGUUUCAAUGAUAAAGCACCAGUAGCUGCAAAUAAUGCGGUAGAAUCGGCCUCGGAAUCGGUCACCCACGCAAGCCAUGCUAGUCAACAGACAAUAGCGCAUUUCGAUCAGUCUAGCAACAACGACAGCAAGCAAGACGGGGAACAAUCGGGAUUCGACGCUGUUCCUACUAAUGACGACGAUUCUGAUUUACCUGAUGCGAACGCCUCGGAUGAUCAACCUUUGAAUGAGCCUUCUGUAAUUGCAAAUGGCAAAAGCGUAAACGGUGGAGAACUUCAGAAUUCUGAAGAAAUACCAGAUACGGACUCUGCUGAAGUUGGAAUCGCACAUAAGAGAGACCAUGAACCCGCGCAGGGAGCUGAGGCCGGCAGGGAAGUUGACAACGCAGCUGCGGAACCUGCGAUUGUGGACGAUAAAGAAAGCACUCACCAAGGCGACACCAUCCCUAAUAAUUUGCCCAGUGCAGACGUAUCUGUUAGUGAGCCCACGGAUUUGUUGAAAGAAGCAGGCUCGACCCAUAAUUCAGACGAUGCUAUUGUUUCCAUCAAGAAAAGUACGCAGGACGCCAUUGAGAACCCUUCCAAUGACUUGAAGGACGACGAAAGUGAUGCCGGUCAAACAGAAGAGGGACAUGGCGAAUUGGAAGGCAAGAUGGAGACGUCCCCCAAAGCAGAGGAUAUCAACGCUCCUGAGCCUGUCGCUGACAUCAAAGUUGAGGACCUAAAAGAUGAUGAAGGCGUAACAGAAACCAGAAAAGAGGAAACUAACCCUGUUGGGUAUCCGGUGCAGGAAACGAUUGUAGACGUGUCAACCGAUGCGGCUGCAACGGAAUCGGAUGAGAAAGAGCAAGUCCUCGAAAACAGCGACGCCAAAUCUACAAAGGAUUCUCAAAAUAUUGAAGACUCGGUAUCGUCUGAUCCUGUAAAGGAGGGCUCAGAGGCACCAGUCACAUCGGUCAGUCCAGAGUUGCAAUCCACAGUUCCGGAAGCUGCCGACGCAGUACCCACGGAGCCUCAGCCCGCUGUAACGACGAGCAAUCCGGGCAGCUCUAAAAACAAGAAGAAGAAUAAGAAGAAGAAAAACAAGAAAUAA